This is a messenger RNA of Lotus japonicus, 1482 nucleotides long. Its product is annotated as B2 protein-like. The transcript has 5 exons. Bases 192 to 1214 code for a protein of 340 amino acids. The record is from RefSeq and is a predicted model, not a curated record. Lineage: Eukaryota; Viridiplantae; Streptophyta; Magnoliopsida; Fabales; Fabaceae. Gene Ontology annotation, biological process: response to endoplasmic reticulum stress.
CAAUACCCCCCUCUUCCCUUUCAACUUUCCAGGAAGCUUCAUACCCAUUGAUUCAUCCAUCUUUAUUUAACACUAAACCCCCUUUCUCAACAUCUCACUCUUCUCUUCAUUCUUCUCUCUUCACAUCAAUUAGACACUGUUCUCGCGAAUUUGCUACCAAAAACUUGUUUAUUCGCAGCUAAACUGCUACCAUGGACAACAACAACAGCAAUGAGCAAUCGUUUUGGCAAUUCAGUGACCAGCUUAGGGUUCAAGCAUCUGGUUUAGCAAAUCUGUCACUGAAUGAUUCAAUUUGGAGCAACAAUUACACUUCCAAGAGACCUGAUCAGAGAAGAAACUUUGAUGCAAGUGGUGUUAAUGGUGUUGUUGAUCAUCAUCAUCAUCAUGUUAACAACAACUCCUUCACCAACUUCAUCUCAAAACCUAACUCUGAUUUCAAUGAUGGUGGCUGGAAGAUGAUGAACACUUCUUCCAAUUCCAGUAAUGGGUCCCUUUUCUCCAUGCCUCACAACAACAACAUCAUCACCAACAAGGGGAUUUACUCCAACACCAACAUCAACCUUGACAUGAAUAAUAAUCUCAAGGGUUACAAAUCUGGGUUUAAUUUUAAGGGUGGUGAUGAGUUUUACCCACCCAAAAGUGCAAGGAAGAACACCAAUAAUCACAACAACAGCAGCUACAAGCAUGGGGACAACAACAAUAGUGAUGUGACCAAAACUGGGGCUGAGAAGAGGUUCAAAACGCUGCCACAGUCGGAGUCUCUACCUAGGAAUGAAACUGUUGGAGGCUAUAUCUUUGUUUGCAACAAUGAUACCAUGGCUGAGAAUCUCAGAAGACAGCUUUUUGGUCUGCCUCCACGAUACCGAGAUUCAGUUAGAUCAAUAACUCCAGGGUUACCUCUUUUUCUGUACAACUAUUCAACCCACCAACUCCACGGUAUCUUUGAGGCUGCAAGUUUUGGAGGAACCAAUAUUGAUCCAACAGCUUGGGAGGACAAGAAGUGCAUUGGUGAAUCUCGUUUCCCUGCUCAGGUACAAGUGAUUACUAGGAAAAUUUGUGAGCCACUGGAGGAGGAUUCUUUUAGACCAAUUCUUCACCACUACGAUGGCCCCAAGUUCCGUCUAGAGCUGAGUGUGGCUGAGGCACUGUCUCUCCUGGAUAUCUUUGCAGAUCAGAAUAGUUUCAAUGAUGUUUUCAAAGCUAUACCGGCAUAAAAGGGUAGAAAUUGCAGAGAAUACAAGGAAAAGUAGUAAUGAUAAAAAUAGAAAAUGAAAACCAAGGAUUUCUAAAGAGGGUCCAAGAUAAGACUAUGGAUAUAUGGAGUUGACGAUUGGAUAUUCAGCCUAUAUAUGUAUCAAUGUAUGUGUUGUAUAACUAUUUGUACAGAAGUGGCUGUUAUGCCUAAUUGCCCAUUUUUCUUGUUAUGGGUGUGUAUGCAAUUCACAUAAAAGAAUACAAUAAGAAUGAACUAUCUUGCUUAUA